Serpula lacrymans var. lacrymans S7.9 is the source of this 1608-nucleotide messenger RNA. It is a transcript of the gene cfs5, whose product is annotated as cyclopropane fatty acid synthase domain-containing protein. NCBI's taxonomy places the organism in Eukaryota, Fungi, Basidiomycota, Agaricomycetes, Boletales, Serpulaceae. The transcript is spliced from 9 exons. The coding region runs from base 11 to 1462 and encodes 483 amino acids. The record is from RefSeq and is a predicted model, not a curated record. Gene Ontology annotation, biological process: cellular response to biotic stimulus.
CGCGUCUCUCAUGUCUUCUUCAACCGUCCGUGUCACGGACACCCCUGCCAUCAAGAAUGCUCCCUUGGUAGGGCUCGCUGAGGGAAGUGGCCAUUUCAGCAACUAUCAUCUUGCUGCGCUCGUGCUCGGCGUGCCAUGGGUUGUUAAGCGUUGGCUACCCUUGGUGAACCGUGGCGGUUUCAAAACUUAUGUUUUCAUGGUUUUGUUACUGGGCCUUCCUAUCACUGUUGGUUACUGGACGUUGAUGAGCAUGUACGGAAAGCGCAAGAACGAAAAGGUCUAUCUUCCAGGCCGAAACAUCGAGGACUACAUUACCAUAAAGGACGUUGAGUUGAAGGCUCGUUACCACGGCAAGGAAAAGAUCCCCAUGCAAGUCUUCCAUGAUGCCUACUUUGAUGGCAAAAUCGAGUUUAACGGUGAUGUCCUCGACAUUUUGGAACAACGCCAUGACUGGGCCAAAAUGACAUUUACUCCGGAGCUGUUCAAAUAUGUUUUCCUCAACCUCAUCCCUGAGGUUAUCGUUCACUCUCAAAGUCAGGAUGAGGAACAAGUUCGUGACCACUAUGACCGAGGUGAUGACUUCUACCAAUGGUUCUUGGGCCCUCGCAUGAUCUACACUUCUGGUGUCGUGUUAGACCUUUCGCGUGAAGAAACACUUGAGGAGCUGCAAGACAACAAACUCAAAAUCGUUUGUGAAAAACUUAACCUGCAACCAGAAGACCGCCUGCUCGAUGUUGGAUGUGGUUGGGGAACUCUUUCAGCAUUCGCCUCGAAGAAUUAUGGUUGUGACGUUACUGGUAUCACCCUUGGCAAGAAUCAGACCAAGUUUGGCAACGACCGUAUCAAGGAUAAUGGUGUCACCCCCGACAAAGCUCGCAUUCUGUGCAUGGAUUACAGGGAAAUUCCUGGUGGGCCUGGUCACUACACCAAAAUUGUGUCUCUCGAAAUGGCUGAGCACGUCGGUAUCCGUCGCUACGGUGCAUUCAUGAGUCAAAUGUAUGACCUUCUCGACGACGACGGUAUCUUUGUUCUUCAAGUUGCUGGUAUCCGUCCUCACUGGCAAUUCGAGGACCUCAUUUGGGGCUUGUUCAUGAACAAAUACGUUUUCCCUGGUGCUGAUGCAAGUUGCUCUCUUGGAUGGGUUGUUAACCAAGUCGAGGCCGCUGGUUUCGAGGUCAAAAACAUCGAUGUCCUAGGUGUUCACUACUCUGCCACCAUAUUCAGAUGGUACAAGAACUGGCUCUCCAACAAGGACAGUGUCGUCGAAAAAUAUGGUGAACGAUGGUACCGAAUCUGGGCUUUCUUCCUUGCGUACUCCGUUAUUACCUCUCGUCAAGGAGGUGCAUCAGUAUUCCAGCUCACCCUGCACAAGAACUUGAACGCCUACCAUCGUAUCAACGGUGUUGCCAACCAUGCAUCUAUUCAUGUUACCUCCGACCGUGAACUUUCCCCUGUCGUUUAGACAAACCCUUACCCACCGGAUUCCAGAAGGCUCUUCUGGACGAAAGUAAAUAUGACGAUCUUUAAUGUUGCUUUGCUUCUUAGACUAUACCACGCUGUUCUGGAAUAAUUUCGCUAUUCAUAUUUGUCGGAUUUUGAUACGCCUGA